Messenger RNA from Acipenser ruthenus (sterlet), 896 nucleotides. Its product is annotated as eukaryotic translation initiation factor 3 subunit K. The record is from RefSeq and is a predicted model, not a curated record. Gene Ontology annotation, cellular component: cytoplasm; eukaryotic translation initiation factor 3 complex. The coding region runs from base 136 to 795 and encodes 219 amino acids. The transcript has 8 exons. Lineage: Eukaryota; Metazoa; Chordata; Actinopteri; Acipenseriformes; Acipenseridae. Gene Ontology annotation, molecular function: ribosome binding; translation initiation factor activity. Gene Ontology annotation, biological process: regulation of translational initiation.
GUCAUGUGACAGGGGUGACUUCCUUUCCGUUCUUUUUCACCGUCCGGUGUGCCUUUUUCCGCUCCCUGGCCUCACGUGUGGCUCACAGCCGAACCGAACCGAACCGAGCGCGAUACCAGAACCGGAGCCGCCGACAUGUCGUCGACAUUUGAGCAGAUGAGGACGAAUGUGGGAGAGUUACUCCGAGGAAUCGACAGGUAUAACCCUGAGAAUCUGGCCACGCUGGAGCGUUACGUGGAGACUCAGGCUCGGGAGAAUGCGUACGAUCUCGAGGCAAACCUGGCUGUGCUCAAACUGUACCAGUUUAACCCAGCGUUCUUCCAGACCAGCAUCACCUCACAGAUCCUGCUCAAGGCGCUGACCAACCUGCCCCACACUGAUUUCACCCUGUGCAAGUGCAUGAUUGACCAGACCCAUCAGGAGGAGCGUCCUAUCAGACAGAUCCUCUACCUAGGAAACCUGCUGGAGACCUGCCACUUCCAGUCCUUCUGGCAAGGUCUGGAGGAGAACAGGGAGCUGAUCGACGGGAUAACCGGGUUCGAGGACUCUGUGCGCAAGUUCAUCUGUCAUGUGGUGGGCAUCACGUACCAGAACAUCGAUAGGAGGCUGCUGGCAGAGAUGCUGGGAGAUCAAACAGACGUGCAGAUCAGGUCCUGGUUGAGUAAGUAUGGAUGGACGGAGAACGAGGACGGUCAGAUCUUUGUGUACAGCCAGGAGGAGAACGUCAAACCCAAAAACAUCGUGGAGAAGAUCGACUUCGAGAGUGUCUCCAGUAUCAUGGCCACGUCGCAGUAACUGCAGGCUCCAGGCACAUUGAAAAUCAUUAUAUUUUUAAAACCGCUUUUACGUUCCUUUCUGUAAAACCUGGUUUCACAAUAAACUCAUUUAUCCAGAAA